AUGUUAGAUGAUAUUUCUAGUUCAAAAAGUUGUUUGGAACAAGAUCUUGGACCUGAUAAUUAAUCACAUUUCUUAGAAAAGUAUUUUUAUGACUUAAUUACUGAUAAUUGUGAUUAAAUAUUAACAAAUACUUUAUAUAGAUCUUUAAUUGAACAAAUUUCAGAUAAGAAAAUAUUAGAAACUAUAUUAACAAGAUAUAUUUAGGAUUAAAUUGAAUUACAAUAACGUUAAAAGAUUCAUUCAAAAUACUUUUUUGCCAAAUCAGUAGUUCCAUUUAAAAAAUUAAUCUAAUAAUUUAGAUAAUUAUUAGUUCCAGAAGAAAAUAUUAGUCAGACAAGUAGUACAUUAAGUUAAUCAUUUGAAAAAAAAAAUAAAAGUGGACUUUGUUACAAUUCAGAAUUUAUAGAACUAUAUGAAAAUGAAUACUUUAAAGAAAUGAAUGAACUUAACAAAGGAGAACUUAUAUACAUAGAUGUUAAGUUUCGUAUUACAAAUUCAUAAUUAAAAGAAGAACUAUACAAAAUCAAAUCUCAUAUAUUAAAAUAAUUACUUUAUUAAACUAAUACUGAUGAAAAGUAGAAAUUUAUUAUUAUGACAUAGUUUUUUUUAAACUUUUAAUGAUUAUUAUAGAUUAAAAACAAUCACAGUACUUCUGUUUGUUAAUGGAGAUAUUAAUUUUGAUUAUGAAAAAUAUUUUGACUUAAAAGAAUUAUAUGUUGGUUAAAAGAAAUUCUUGAUCAAACUUAAAGUAAAUCUUUUUUUUAUUAUAUAGGUUUGUUAUGUUUCAACAAAUAGACUAUAUUCUAAUUUUUGUAUUUCAAAUAACAUUAUUAGCCAUACUAUUACACAAUAAAAUAUGGCAUUUUAUGAAUUGAAAAGGUAUGGUUAAUGUAAAGUUAUUAUAAAUAAAACUAUUGGAGAAUUAAGAAAAAUGAAAUAGAAAGCAAAUUAUAGCAUUUUUAAAGAUUAUAGAUUUUACAUUUUAGCAAUAGGGGGUAUGACAGCUAUUGGAUUAUUAUGGAAUACAUUUUCUAAGAAAGAGAUUUAUGAUAGAAAAUUAUUUAGAUAAUAAUGA
Messenger RNA from Paramecium primaurelia, 1075 nucleotides. The record is from the annotation of a GenBank genome assembly. NCBI's taxonomy places the organism in Eukaryota, Ciliophora, Oligohymenophorea, Peniculida, Parameciidae.